Molecule: messenger RNA, 965 nt
Organism: Pan troglodytes (chimpanzee)
Lineage: Eukaryota; Metazoa; Chordata; Mammalia; Primates; Hominidae
Gene: C14H14orf119
Product: chromosome 14 C14orf119 homolog
Exons: 2
Coding region: 135-557 (140 amino acids)
Source: RefSeq, a predicted model, not a curated record
GUCCGAGGCCGGAAGUGCGUGGGCUGCCGGGCUGGCCCAGCUUAGGGUUUUCAGGAAAUUUGGAAGCUGCGGCAGUAGUUGGAGUCUAAGGACUCGUGACAAUCUUCGGGUGCCCUCCGAGAGAAAAGGGGAGGAUGCCACUGGAGUCAUCCUCUUCAAUGCCACUAUCCUUCCCAUCUCUCUUACCCUCAGUACCACACAAUACUAACCCUUCCCCUCCUCUGAUGUCUUACAUCACCUCCCAGGAGAUGAAGUGUAUUCUUCACUGGUUUGCCAAUUGGUCAGGUCCCCAGCGUGAACGUUUCCUAGAGGACCUGGUAGCUAAGGCAGUGCCAGAAAAAUUACAACCACUGCUGGAUAGUCUGGAGCAGCUUAGUGUGUCUGGGGCAGACCGACCACCUUCUAUCUUUGAGUGCCAGCUACAUCUUUGGGAUCAGUGGUUUCGAGGCUGGGCUGAGCAGGAGCGCAAUGAAUUUGUCAGACAGCUGGAGUUCAGUGAGCCAGACUUCGUGGCAAAGUUUUAUCAAGCAGUGGCUGCUACAGCUGGUAAGGACUGAUAGGCAUUCAGACCAAAGAAGAUAACCAUAGCUGAUGGAGCCAUGACUCUCUACAAUGAUAACUCAAUUCAAAUGUGUCGCCUAAAGCUCUGGAACUGGUAUUCCAACCAGCUGACUGAACUCACUGACCAGUACAGGCAUGGUUAUUUCAACAUUAAUAGCAUGUCAACUGGACUCCUCUUUGUAAAUGUUAUCAAUCUAAGCAAUCCAGCUCAUCAGUCUACUAGUUUGCUUCUUUCCGAGAGAUGUCAAGUCCUCAAGAAUUUGAUGGCUUCUUCUGCAGCUAUAACCACAAGGAACCUACACAUUGUAACUCAAGUCCACUGCUGGCUCAUGAAAUGUGUAAAGUAGAACCCUCCUUCCCAAGAAAUAAGACAGGACAAUAAAAGGUGGCGUUUUUGUACUUUA